AUGGGGCUCUUAGCCCUUGGGACCCCUUUGGAUUGGCCCGAAGCCAAGAAGAACGCAGACCAUGUCCGCCAAUGGGGGAUUGAGCAGUUGCUAGCAAUAUGGAAGCGCGCAAAGGGCAAAGAAAGAGACGCUCUGCGAUGGGGUGAUGAAAUAGAAUACCUCGUCGUGGCUUUUGAAGAAGAGCGUCGAAAAGUCAGGCUGUCUCUGAGACAAGCGGACAUUCUCAAGGCUCUGGCAGAAGAUGAAGCCUUGAGCAAGCAGGGAGGAUGCGUACCGGACCUUCAGACUAUAAAGAGCACUGGUGAUGCAAUACCAGUCUUCCACCCCGAGUUUGGUAGGUUCAUGUUGGAAGCGACACCUGGGAAACCUUGGGGGAUCGGAUUCAAGGACCUGCUGGAUGUGGAACCCAACAUGAAAUGGCGGCGGAUCAUAGCCAAAGAGCACAUGGAAUCGAACGAGUACCCAAUAACUCUGACGACCUUCCCUCGAUUGGGCACCAGGGACGACUUCAUCGCUCCUUAUUACCCACCUUCUGGCGAGAGAUUACGGUCACAGUUCCUUCCUGACGAGAUUGCGAACCCCCACAUCCGCUUCCCUACAUUGGCUGCAAACAUUCGAUCCCGGAGAGGACGGAAGGUUGAGAUCAACGUGCCCAUCUUCAAAGACGAGAACACUCCAGUCCCUUUCAUAGACCCCACAGUCGAUUACGAUAUGCACAAAUGGCCCGAGGAUGACGAUGUACGAAAUGGUGCGGCGAAGGAUAAUCACAUUUACAUGGACGCUAUGGCAUUUGGAAUGGGUAGUUGUUGCUUGCAGAUCACUUUCCAAGCCAAGAACAUCACUGAAGGUCGAAAGCUGUACGAUCAGCUCAGCCCAUUGGGUCCUAUAAUGUUGGCACUGACUGCUGCAACGCCAAUAUACAAAGGCUUCCUUGCAGACACAGACGUGAGGUGGAAUCAGAUUAGCCAAGCAGUAGACGAUCGAACACCCGAAGAGCUCGGUGAAGCCCCAGUAAAACAUGACCGAUGGCGAGUACCAAAGUCGAGAUAUGCUUCAAAUUCUACAUACAUCUCGCAGGAUCCUCGGUUACGGAAAGAAUACAUGGAUCCUGACCUUGUCGUGGAUGAAGACCUAAAACAGCAGCUCAUGAACGGCGGAAUGGAUGCUUUGCUAGCUACACACUUCGCUCACCUCUUCAUCCGAGACCCUAUCGUCAUCUUUGCCGAAGAUCUCAAGGAACUCGAUCUGAAUAAGACCGACCACUUUGAGAAUCUUCAAUCGACAAAUUGGCAACACUUACGCUUCAAGCCUCCGCCACACGACAAGGACACUGGGUGGCGAGUCGAGUUUCGUCCCAUGGAAAUACAAAUCACUGACUUCGAAAAUGCCGCCUUCUGUAUCUUCAUCGUGCUAAUCACUCGCGCCAUCCUCAGCUUCGAUCUCAAUUUCUACAUACCGAUACCUCUCACAACAGCAAACAUGGAAACGACCCACGCCCGAAAUGCAGUCCUUGACCAGAAAUUCCAUUUCCGCAAUGACCCUCUUCCACCUCGACCAAUGAAAGCGAAUGGUGCAUCAGGCACUACCACACCAGCUUACCAACCCUCUCGACCACCAACACCCACAGGACCAGUCGAAGAUGAACAUUCUCUGAUGACCAUUGACGAGAUCAUUAACGGCCAGUCUGGUGAAGGCUUUCCCGGCCUGAUUCCACUUGUAGAAUCCUACCUCAACAGCGUGAACAUCGACGUCGAGACACGUUGCGAGCUAGCUCGGUAUCUUGACUUGAUUCGCAAACGUGCUUCUGGUCAGCUAUGGACAGGCGCGAAAUGGAUUCGGCAUUUCGUACAUAGUCAUCAAGAUUACAAAGCCGACAGCGUUGUCAGCGAGGGCAUAAACUACGAUUUGAUCAAGGCCGUGGAAGACAUUACGAAGAACGAGGGUAAGAAUGGAAUGGGCGAGGAGAUGCUAAGGUCUGGAUGGACAUUUCUACCACCAAUCCUAGCGCUCUUGCUAGGAAUCGCUUCGCCAGCUUCAUCUCCAGCUCCUGUUCAAGCGUCAAAUCCCUUCACCAACAACAACAACAACAAUGACCUGGGCUGGACUACGAACCUCCCCGCAUCCAUGCAACCGCCUCUCCCCCAAUCCCCACCCAACACAACCUCCCCUCGUUCCCAAUCCCUAACCGCCAUCCUCCAUCACGACAUCCCCGUCUACGGUUCCCGCCGCGGCCCCGGCGCCACUCCCCUCUUCAUCGACCUCACCGCGGACCCCCUCCAACCUCACCCUCCCGAACCAGUCCCUCCUCGUCUGCAGCUGGCAAGUCAUCAACGGCACCAAUCGUUGCCGACGGACACGGACCUCGGCCUCUACGCCCUCACGCCGGGUUUCUUCGGUCGCGGUAAUGCCUCGAGGGAACCGUUUGUUUAUCUCGGCGCGAGAUGUGUCUGUCAGUCGCCGCCGUCGGAGGGGAGGAUGACUGUUUUCUUCUUCUUCUUCUUCUUCUUCUUCUUCUUCUUCUUUCAACCUUUCAACCGUCACGGUGUCAGACAGGUCGACGGCUAUCUGGCGACCGUGUUGAGGUGA
This is a messenger RNA of Letharia columbiana, 2586 nucleotides long. RefSeq lists its product as uncharacterized. Gene Ontology annotation, molecular function: glutamate-cysteine ligase activity. Gene Ontology annotation, cellular component: glutamate-cysteine ligase complex. The record is from RefSeq and is a predicted model, not a curated record. Lineage: Eukaryota; Fungi; Ascomycota; Lecanoromycetes; Lecanorales; Parmeliaceae. Gene Ontology annotation, biological process: glutathione biosynthetic process. The transcript is spliced from 6 exons. Bases 1 to 2586 code for a protein of 861 amino acids.